This is a messenger RNA of Drosophila simulans, 1727 nucleotides long. It is a transcript of the gene Gr39b, whose product is annotated as putative gustatory receptor 39b. Bases 585 to 1694 code for a protein of 369 amino acids. The transcript has 3 exons. Lineage: Eukaryota; Metazoa; Arthropoda; Insecta; Diptera; Drosophilidae. Gene Ontology annotation, cellular component: dendrite; membrane; neuronal cell body. The record is from RefSeq and is a predicted model, not a curated record. Gene Ontology annotation, biological process: sensory perception of taste.
GACUAUAGCAUUCUCUGUUGUUUUUUUGUUUGGGGUCAUCAAUAUUUAAAUAAUAAAACGUUUUUUGAAAACUGGACGAUAAUAGUAAAUAGUUUGUUACAAGUUUUUUGGAAAGAUCUAUCGCAUCAAUGCAUGCUUACCUUACAUAGGUCUAUAACGUUCCUUCGCACUUAUAUUAGCUCCGUAAUGGGUAUCUGACAGCGCGGCCCUCGGAGCGCUUACUCCCGUUUACGACCAGAAGGCUGGACAAUAUUUUUUAUUGGAAUUAAUAUUGUUCAAGUCUACAACAAAAUUAUAUAAAUUCCAUUAAAAAUUCAACACAUUUAUUAAAUGACUAUUUCUCCUGAAAGUAUUGUUUGCAUUGGCAUAUAUACAUGUGUAUAUGUGGAAUAUUUCCUUAGUAGCAGUAGUAGCAGGUAAUUCAAAAAGAUGGAUUUCUAAUUGGUUAGCAAUAACGGAACAAUAUUGACUGAGAAGUUAAGUUAUCCGAUCAAUUAGCUAAAUAGUAGCUCAUAACGCUAAGUGGUAGAAGUUAUUCAGGAAAUAUCAUUUAGUUAGAUUCAGUAUAUUUUCAACCGUACGGCAUGCUCUAUUCCUUUCAUCCGUACCUCAAAUACUUUGCCCUUCUGGGGCUUGUGCCUUGGUCAGAGAGUUGUGCCCAUUCUAAGCUCGUACAGAAAGUGUACUCAGCGUUCCUAAUAAUUUUAAAUGCAGUUGAUUUUGGGAUUUCCAUUUAUUUUCCUCAGAAUGCGGAACUAUUUCUCUCUCUAAUGGUCAACGUGAUUGUUUUCGUAGAUAAGAUUGUGUGUGUUACUGUAAUUAUACUGCAGGUGAUGGUUCACUAUGAUGACUACUUUAGGUUCUGCAGGGAGAUAAACUUCUUAGGACUUCGAUUGCAGUGCGAACUUAAGAUACAUGUAGGGCGGUUAAAGUGGCAGUCGUAUGCUAAAAUUCUAGUACUCGGUAUUGGAUUAUUGGUGACGGUGUUGCCCUCCAUCUAUGUUGCUCAAAGCGGUAGCCUUCUCUACUUUUGGUCCUCCCUCCUGUCAAUCCUUAUUAUAAGGAUGCAAUUCGUAUUGGUUCUUUUGUACGUAGAAUUGCUGGGUCACCACGUGAGUCUGUUGGGCACACGACUUCAAAAAGUACUAGAGUGUCAUACUAUCGGCGCCAACUGCACUUUUGACGGCAAUGCCAAUCGGCUUUGUUCCCUGGAGUUUCUGUUAGCACUUAAGCAGAGCCAUAUGGAACUGCAUCAUCUGUUCACCCACUUCAACGAUCUUUUUGGCUGGUCGAUACUUGGUACCUACGUGGUUCUGUUUUCCGAUAGUACCGUCAAUAUUUACUGGACCCAGCAGGUUCUGGCUGAGGUUUAUGAAUACAAAUACCUUUAUGCAACGUUUUCCGUUUUUGUACCGUCAUUCUUCAACAUCUUAGUGUUUUGCCGUUGUGGAGAGUCUUGCCAACGACAGAGUGUCUUGAUUGGAAGUUAUUUAAGGAACUUGUCCUGCAAUCACUCGCUCGGAAGAGAAACUUCUUAUAAAGAUCUGCUGACGGAGUUUAUCUUGCAAGUGGAACAAAAUGUAUUGGCUAUCAAUGCUGAGGGCUUUAUGAGCACUGAUAAUUCGCUUCUAAUGUCGAUUUUGGCUGCGAAAGUUACCUAUUUAAUCGUGCUUAUGCAAUUCAGUUCAGUGUAGGAAUUGCCUAACGCUUUUCUCUUAUGUAAACAA